GGAAAGGCCAAAAACAGAACAGCAAGCCAGAGAAGUUUAUGACCAAACAAAGCUCUGGAUUGUGUCGGACAGUCGGAAUAAGAAUAAGAUACUGGGAACAAACACAAGGUAGAGGAAAUGCUGAUGGGAACAUUGCCAAUUGCAUCCGCUUCCUCCCUGAGUUUCUCAAGGAAGAGGCCUUCUUUCCCAUCAAACUCUGUUACAUAUUCUUCUGUUUGUUAUAUUCGUAACUGUUACAAUCACGGUCCUUCUCGAAGACUCGCUCUCUUCCAACUUGGCACUGCUAUCCCUCAGUCACAGUUGUUUGGUUCAAAAGCUGCUAAGUUAUUAAGAGCAGAAGGAAACUCAAUUGAGAGUACAUCUGGAAAUAUGGCUACUGCUGUUAAGGAGCAAGAUGCAUUAAAUUGGGUUCAAAAUGACAAAAGAAGAAUGCUUCAUGUUGUUUACCGUGUUGGUGAUUUGGCGAAGACUAUAAAGUUUUAUACCGAAUGCUUAGGAAUGAAGCUGUUAAGAAAACGUGACAUACCAGAGGAGAAAUAUUCAAAUGCUUUUCUUGGAUAUGGGCCUGAAGAUUCUCAUUUUGUUGUUGAACUUACUUAUAAUUAUGGAGUUGACAAAUAUGACAUUGGAAAUGGAUUUGGUCAUUUUGGUAUUGCAGUAGAGGAUGUUGCCAAGACAGUAGAUCUAAUAAAAGCAAAGCGGGGCAACGUUACCAGGGAACCUGGCCCUGUCAAAGGUGGGUAUACAAUAAUUGCUUUUAUCGAAGAUCCAGACGGUUAUAAGUUUGAACUUUUAGAGAGGGGGCCUACACCUGAGCCACUUUGUCAAGUAAUGCUUCGAGUUGGUGAUCUUGAUCGCUCUAUUAAUUUCUAUAAGAAGGCUUUUGGCAUGGAGCUUCUUCGUAAAAAAGAUAAUCCUGAGUAUAAGUAUACAAUAGCCAUGAUGGGCUAUGGUCCUGAAGAUAAAAAUGCUGUGCUGGAACUGACGUACAACUAUGGGGUCACAGAAUACGAUAAAGGAAACGGUUAUGCACAGAUUGCAAUAGGCACGGAUGAUGUUUAUAAGACUGCAGAAGCAAUUAAGCUAUGUGGAGGAAAGAUUACCCGUGAGCCUGGGCCCUUGCCAGGCAUUAACACUAAGAUUACUGCUUGCCUGGAUCCAGAUGGCUGGAAAUCGGUCUUUGUUGAUAACAUUGAUUUCCUCAAGGAGCUAGAAUGACCAAAUAUAAUGACGGCUGAUACCCAUAUUGAUUGAAUCCAGUGAGAGGUUCAUAACAAUUUUGAUCAUUAGGUGCUGCCAUCUGCCAAGCUUUUUCUUUCUCAAACAAAAACCUUGAAGGAGAAGCUCAAUCCCAUCUUGUAUAUUUUUUUUCCCCUUCUUUUGUAUGAUAGCGUAGAAGUUGCUAUUAUUGGAAAUUAAACCCAGUGCCUGGGGAAUCAGAUAUAUACAUGUCAACGUAAUUGCUUUACAGAAAUGACAAUCUACUUUUCCCAUCAAAUCCAUUUAGUUUCCC
Theobroma cacao (cacao) is the source of this 1513-nucleotide messenger RNA. RefSeq names its product putative lactoylglutathione lyase, chloroplastic. Gene Ontology annotation, cellular component: cytoplasm. Lineage: Eukaryota; Viridiplantae; Streptophyta; Magnoliopsida; Malvales; Malvaceae. The record is from RefSeq and is a predicted model, not a curated record. Gene Ontology annotation, molecular function: lactoylglutathione lyase activity; metal ion binding.